UCCUUGCUAAGAUGUCGGCCGCUAUCGCCGCGCUCGCGUCCUACGGUGUCUCCGACUCUGGCUCCGACUCGGGCUCGGACAGUGAGGGAAGCUCCCGCCGCUCGGCGCUGGUAGCCAGCCGGGACUCGGUGCUGCAUCUCGCUUCACCGCCCUCUGCCCCGCAGGCCUCGGCGGUGGACUCGGCCCCGGAGGUGGCUGUGAAGGAAGAUGUAGAGACGGGAGUCCACCUCGAUCCUGCAAUCAAGGAAGUUCAGUACAAUCCCACUUACGACACCAUGUUUGCACCAGAGUUUGGGCCAGAAAACCCGUUUAGGACUCAGCAGAUGGCUGCACCUAGGAAUAUGCUUUCUGGAUAUGCAGAACCAACACACAUCAAUGAUUUCAUGUUUGAACAACAGAGAAGAACAUUUGCAACUUAUGGUUAUGCAUUAGAUCCCUCUCUAGAUACUCAGGACGUUGCUACUAAAUACAUUGGUUCUGUAGAAGAAGCUGAAAAAAAUCAAGGUUUAACAGUAUUUGAAACAGGACAAAAGAAAAUAGAAAAAAGGAAGAAAUUCAAAGAGAACGAUGCAUCUAAUAUUGAUGGCUUCCUGGGACCAUGGGCAAAAUAUGUGGAUGAGAAAGAAGUAGCCAAGCCCUCAGAAGAAGAGCAGAAAGAGUUGGAUGAAAUAACAGCAAAGAGGCAGAAGAAGGGCAAACACGAAGAUGAUAAACCUGGAGAGGAGAAGACUAUCUUACAUGUCAAAGAAAUGUAUGACUACCAGGGAAGAUCCUAUCUUCAUGUUCCUCAAGAUGUUGGCGUUAAUCUCCGUUCUACAGUGCCCCCUGAGAAAUGCUAUCUCCCAAAGAAACAGCUCCAUGUAUGGUCUGGACAUACAAAGGGUGUCAGUGCAGUCAGGUUGUUUCCACUCUCUGGCCACAUAUUGCUAUCUUGCUCCAUGGACUGUAAAAUUAAACUAUGGGAGGUUUACGGUGAACGAAGAUGCUUACGAACAUUUAUUGGGCACAGUAAAGCAGUUCGAGACAUCUGCUUUAACAAUGCUGGAACUCAGUUUCUUAGUGCAGCAUAUGACCGGUAUCUUAAACUCUGGGACACUGAAACAGGGCAAUGUGUUUCAAGGUUCACAAACAGGAAGGUUCCAUACUGUGUCAAAUUCAAUCCUGAUGAAGAUAAACAAAGUCUUUUUGUGGCAGGAAUGUCAGAUAAAAAAAUUGUACAGUGGGACAUUCGAAGUGGGGAGAUUGUGCAGGAGUACGAUAGGCAUUUGGGAGCUGUCAACACCAUUGUGUUUGUGGAUGAGAAUAGACGGUUUGUGAGUACAUCUGAUGACAAGAGUUUAAGAGUCUGGGAAUGGGACAUUCCUGUCGAUUUCAAGUACAUCGCAGAGCCAAGUAUGCACUCGAUGCCUGCAGUCACCUUGUCUCCAAAUGGAAAAUGGCUGGCUUGUCAAUCAAUGGAUAAUCAGAUUUUGAUUUUUGGAGCUCAGAACAGAUUCAGAUUAAACAAAAAGAAAAUCUUCAAGGGUCACAUGGUGGCAGGUUAUGCUUGUCAAGUUGAUUUUUCACCUGACAUGAGCUAUGUGAUAUCAGGUGAUGCAGAUGGAAAACUUAACAUCUGGGACUGGAAGACGACAAAACUCUACAGUAGGUUAAAAGCACAUGACAAAGUUUGUAUAGGCGCAGUCUGGCAUCCACAUGAAACAUCCAAGGUCAUCACCUGUGGCUGGGAUGGUCUUAUUAAAUUGUGGGACUGAAGGGGGCACUGCAAGGAACUAAAUUUUUAUAAGACUUUUUGUGAACAUCUGAGAUUGCUAAACAUGAACUCUGCUGAGGAUGGUUUGAUUUGAACUUCCAGCUGUUUUCGGGUUCUUCACUAUUGAAGUGCACUGCGCAGUCUUGGAAAUGGGAAAUCUCCCAGGCAGAAGACUCAGCUGAAAGGCUACUCUUCUAAGUAUGACUUCAAGGUUUGUGAGAAGCUGAGAACAGUCAUGUGAAGUGGCCAGAAAUAAAUAUUAAUUUGAUAAGUUAUUUUCUGUUUGAUCCACUUUUUCAGAAUAAAACAGUAUUUUCUAGUUUGCGAUUCUGGAUGUCUCACAGUAUAUGGUGUAGAAGUAGAAAACCAGCAGUUUUUUUGUGUUCUGUAACUGCAUAGCUCAGAAGAAAAGUCUCUUUAAUCUCUACUGCAGUAGAUCUUGAAGAUGCACCCAUUAAUAGACUUUUUGGCAGUAUUCUAUGGCACCCAAGUUUCUUUGAUUUAUUAGAGUACACAACCAGUGAUUAAGAUUUAUUGAUCCAUAACCGAAACAGAGCUGAUCAAAGGCUUUAGCAUACAUACCCAAUGAACAAACUGAGUGUACCCUGCAGACUGUUCCCUAAACCCUCCAUCUGCGUUCUUAUAUUCAUAUCUUGACUUAAACAUUUACAUGAUACUGAUCAUGGAGGUUCCUCUACGUAACCAUCUUUAUUUGAAAGUUUUCUUUAUAAUAAAAAGAAAUUCCCCCCCCCCCAAAAAAAAAACCCAAGGUAAAUUCCAUAUACUGUUAAUUAUCAUGCUUUUCUGGAGCAUAUUUCAAAGAGAACCACAUUCCCUGUCCCUUAAUCAUAUUCUUUGUACAGGGUGCACUUUAGUACUCACUGUUCCUGUAUUAUAUGCACCAUAUUGUUUCCAUGCUAAGCUACUGUAUAUACAUGUCACAAUUUCUCUUUUUU
Molecule: messenger RNA, 2709 nt
Organism: Terrapene triunguis (Three-toed box turtle)
Lineage: Eukaryota; Metazoa; Chordata; Testudines; Emydidae
Gene: CDC40
Product: cell division cycle 40
Exons: 15
Coding region: 12-1754 (580 amino acids)
Biological process (GO): mRNA splicing, via spliceosome
Cellular component (GO): catalytic step 2 spliceosome
Molecular function (GO): protein binding; mRNA binding
Source: RefSeq, a predicted model, not a curated record